AAACUAUUAUCGAUCUGGUCAAAUUUCGGCUGUCCGCCGUCGGCCCAAAUCUUAAGACGGUCCAAGCGCCGUGCCUUCCGUCCCGUCGCCACCUACCAGAUAAUUUCCGAACGAAUCGGGAGCUGUCCGCAGUUUGCCAGUUCAAUCGACCGUCAACUCAGUCUUCCCUUUCCGCCGGAUCUGGGUCACGAUGGCGGUGGAGCCGAAGAUUGCCCCGUCGAUGCUGUCGUCGGACUUCGCGAAUCUGGCAUCGGAGGCCGAGCGGAUGAUCCAGUUGGGAGCCGAUUGGCUCCACAUGGACAUUAUGGAUGGGCAUUUUGUUCCCAACUUAACAAUAGGAACUCCAGUGAUUGAGAGUUUGCGAAAGCACACAAAGGCAUAUCUAGACUGCCAUCUUAUGGUUACAAAUCCACUGGAUUAUGUAGAACCAUUAGCAAAAGCUGGUGCCUCAGGCUUUACAUUUCAUGUUGAAGUGACAAAAGAGUAUUGGCAACAACUUGUGAACCAAAUAAAGACGAAAGGCAUGCGACCUGGUGUAGCUUUAAAGCCAGGAACUCCUAUUGAAGAAGUAUAUCCACUGGUGGAGGGUGAAAAUCCUGUAGAGAUGGUCCUAGUCAUGACUGUUGAACCUGGAUUUGGUGGUCAAAAGUUCAUGCCUGAAACGAUGGAUAAAGUACGUACAUUGAGAAAGAAGUACCCUACCCUAGAUAUAGAGGUGAUCCCACUUCCCAUUGCAAAGUUUGACCCACCAGAUCUUCCCUUGAAGCUUUAGGUUGAUGGUUGCUCAAGACUCUUGGCUUGGGUCUGUUGAUUCUCUGAGUGUGAAACUUGCAUCAUGUGCCCUUCAUUCACCCGCCUGAUUGGAUGGCAAAGCAUUAGCCUAGAGCCACUCUCUUGGCAUCAUGAUACUUUGAUUCGCCAAUCUCAUUGCUCUUCUUGGGCAGGCCUGUACGAGUUGCAGGCUUUGAUCUACUUGUAGUGCAGCAUUCCUCCUUUUUUGUUGUGCCUCUUGAGUCAGUCAAGGCAUUUAUUUUGUUCUAUCAGUCAGUUUGAUGCCUCCAAACA
Molecule: messenger RNA, 1065 nt
Organism: Zingiber officinale
Lineage: Eukaryota; Viridiplantae; Streptophyta; Magnoliopsida; Zingiberales; Zingiberaceae
Product: ribulose-phosphate 3-epimerase, cytoplasmic isoform
Exons: 8
Coding region: 191-772 (193 amino acids)
Biological process (GO): carbohydrate metabolic process; pentose-phosphate shunt; pentose-phosphate shunt, non-oxidative branch
Cellular component (GO): cytosol
Molecular function (GO): D-ribulose-phosphate 3-epimerase activity; metal ion binding
Source: RefSeq, a predicted model, not a curated record